CGGGAGUGUUCGGGCGACGCGCCCGCGCACGGCACCCUACUCCGCUUAUUUACGCCGCGACCAAUAACCGUCCGCGUCAGCGGUGAUAGCGCAAUAAUCUGAUCGUGCGCUCAUCUACCGACUCCUACUGUUAGGCACGACCUGCACCCCGGAAACUGCGACGCAUAAACCGGGCUCAGACAGUCGUCAUACCCUUUACCCUCGACUACCCGAGUGUCAGACGCGCGGUCGCGGCGACUUACUGCAGUGACCCCGUCGUUACUCGUCAGCGUUCGGUUUUGACGAAAUUCGCGGAGAAAACACCGCCGCUACACACCGUUAGUUAAUCCGUAAUCGCAUACCUACCUAGUUUGCGAUGACCGUUUUAACGUUACCGUCGGUCGGCGCCAAGCCGGACAAAGUGCCGUUGAUCGAUGAAGCCGAAGUCCUCGGCCAGGAUAACGCUCGGUCACCGCCGACGUUUCACCCAAAGUUCUUGGAGGCCGGCGGUGCUGGUGGUUUGCCGCACUCGAACGGCACGCCGUUCAUACCGUGCUACCAACGCCGUGCCGAGUACAAACGGAUGGCCCAAAAGAUGACCAGGAUCACUACGAUAGUGGUGGGCGUCAUGCUGAUCCUCUAUUUCACUAUCGAUAUCUUGUGCAAGUCUUACGUCCAGGAAAUACAACAGAAGCAACAGGCUAUCGAAGACCAGGCUGCCGCCGCCGCCGCCGCCGCCGCUGCCUCCGCCGCCGUGCCUUGCAAGUCUUACUCGUCGUAUGCAGCCGCCGAGAGCGAUAUGCUGACAAUGCCGUCGCCGUCGUCUCCGGAUCCGGACCCCCAAAUCAUUACUCUCUUCUCAAUGGUCAUAAAAGGGGAUGGAUCUGUGAAAACACUACCCAAGGCGCCACCGAUCACCGUCAACAAAUCGGCUCGUUUCGUGCACGAUUUCAGCAUCAAUAUUACCGGCAUCAUCGACGUUGAAAACCGACGUUGUUUUGUCAUGCCUCUGCUUCGCAAUUAUGUUCAUCCUCCCGAGGCUCUGUUUGAAUUGUUGUACAGAAUGUCAUCUGGAUACUAUUCUGUGGACAUUAACAAAAUCCUCAGUGAUUAUCGUAUGGUUCAACCGGCGAUCAGCGAUCUCUCUGACUACGGCUUGUACAUUUCUAAAGACUGUGCUGACUUAACCACUUUCAAACUGGAAAAGGAUGUUGUAACCGAAUCUCCAUAAGAUGUUUAUUAAUUUCCACAUUCAUCAAGGCACUUAAACAACCAAAUAUAACACCUCUUAUCAUAUAAUAUUUAUAAUACUUAAAUGCUCUUCUCUAAUAUUUAUAAAAAACAGUUGUGCGCAAUGAAUACUCAGCUGUGGACCAUUAAUUCUGUUACCAACUUUGACUAAGUUCCUUAGCUGUAUUGUUCCUAUUAUUUUGUUUUUUCAAUUUUCAGUUGUCAAAAGUGCACAACUUUAAAUGUAAUUAUUUUUGUAUACAAUCAUCCAUUCAACGAUAAAAUUAGUCAAAUACCUAUUAAACUUUAUUAUCCUGUUAAAAUAUCAACAUAUUAUAAUUUAUAGUAUUUAAUUAUGUUUUAACAUAAUAUUAUAGGUUUUUUUUUUUAGUUUUUAUUUGCAUGUUUAUAGACUGACUGUCAUUUUUUUGUAGAGUUAACGAAUGUUCCCUAAAUUACAAUUGUCAAUGGAGUAUAAAUAUAAUAUAAAAGAGAAAAUGAUUUUAUCUGUACUUACUGGUAUGUGAUAAAUCAUAGAUGUUUUUGGCCCUAUAUAGUAACUAUAAUGAUAGUAAUGUAUUAAAUGUUUAUCAUCAAUUUUCAUGAACCUAUCUUUGUUAAGUUUAGCACUUAAUAUUAUAUUAUUAAACUUUAGUAGUGGUAAUGAUUAUCUUUAAACCGAUAUUCCAUGACACUAAAAAAUAUGUAGUAUUUGAAUUCUUUAAUAUUAUAUAAAUAUAUAUUGGAUUUUUAACUAUUUAAUUAAUAAGUUUUCAAGAAUAAAAAUCGAAAAAAUUAAAAA
Molecule: messenger RNA, 2011 nt
Organism: Aphis gossypii (cotton aphid)
Lineage: Eukaryota; Metazoa; Arthropoda; Insecta; Hemiptera; Aphididae
Exons: 1
Coding region: 356-1210 (284 amino acids)
Biological process (GO): negative regulation of amyloid precursor protein biosynthetic process
Cellular component (GO): extracellular exosome; plasma membrane; Golgi apparatus
Molecular function (GO): amyloid-beta binding
Source: RefSeq, a predicted model, not a curated record